AUUGGAGAACCAGUUCGUCGUUGGUUCAACUAUUUCUGCUUUGGUUUGGUGUAUGUGUUUUGUGGCCAUUGGAUUCCACCCCUACGAACAUGGUUGGGUGCAUGGCUACGACGAUUCAAGGACUUUGCGGUGGUCCAGUUGCGCCGACUUGGCGGUUUUCUCCAUCGAACGGUUGUCGUGCCGACCAAAAAUUUCCUCUGGAAAAAAUUCGAUGAGUUCCGUGGUUGGUUGCGUCGAUGUUUACAUCGCCUUGCUGUUGCUAUACGGGACUCUGUGCUGUGGCCAAUUUGUGUGCUGGUUGUGGAUGUAGGCCGUGAAUUAACCCAGCUCAUGUAUCGUGUUAUGCUCAAGCCGAUACUGGACUAUGUCUACCAGCGAUACAAAAUCAUCGAAACGGCGAUUCUCAUCUAUUUUCUUGGUCCUGUAUGCGAUACGAUUGUGAAAAACAUACCGGAGAAGAGUCCAUUCUGCGAUGACAGCGACGUGGAAUUGGAGGGAAUGCUACCGGACGAGAUCACCGACGAGAUCGAGGAGAUGGCUGUGGCAGGCGAAACGGAAGGAGAGGAUUCGCUGGGCGAAAUUGAACCACCAUCUCCUAUCACUCCUCUCGAUGAAGAAGAACGCGAUUUCACCACCGGUCUCGCUUUCCCAACCAUUCACGCUUCCGAGUCCAGUGAUGACGAAUUUGAUUUGAAAUUGAAGAAAAAGCCUGCGGCUACAAAAAGGAAGCGUCAAAAAGGAGAACGAGGAGCAGAUGUCGGCGCGGCGCCCGAAGUGCCCAUCACUGAAGCAGAUCUGGCGCCGGUACCACACAGACGUCGUCGCAGUGGUCGUGAUUCGUUCGAUGAUGAGUUCGAGUUAUUACAGUGA
This is a messenger RNA of Ostertagia ostertagi, 870 nucleotides long. NCBI's taxonomy places the organism in Eukaryota, Metazoa, Nematoda, Chromadorea, Rhabditida, Trichostrongylidae. The record is from the annotation of a GenBank genome assembly.